AGGAAGCUACAUGUGAAGACUAUUACUGUAGCCUUUCACAAUCAGCCAAUCAGCCCUCCCCCUGUCCAAGUGGUGUUAAUAACCAGACACAGAGAGGCAGCUACGGAGCAGAUGAAGAUGAAUCCAAGGACCCUCUCUGUGCUCCUGCUGCUAGCUGGGCCGCUGGGGGCGGACCCUGACAGGCACGUGGAGUACCCUGACUCCUUCUGCGUGGUGGAGGGCUCCACCGCCACCAUCCCCUGCAGCUUCACCCACCCCGCGGUGCACAAAGACACCGGCGUGGUGGUGGAGCGGGUGGAGCGGGUGGUCUGGUGCCCCAAUCACCCGAUCUGCCACCUCACCACGCCCAACGUGUACGACAGCAGCAACGUCCGGGCCAACAGCAGGUUCCUGUACCUGGGGGACCUCGUCAGGAACUGCACCUUAAAGAUCAUCAAGACGGUGAAACAGGACGCUGCAACGUACCGCUUCCGCUUCGAGACCAACGGCGGAGGGUACACCGGACUUAAAGGAGUCAGAGUCAAGGUCACUAAUGGAGAGGUUGUGAAGGUCAGAAGCUCCGUCACUGACCAUGUGGUGAAAGAGGGCGGUCAGGUCACACUCACCUGUACCUCAGCCUGCUCCUUCCACCAAUUGGACGUCCACUGGUACAGAAAUGGCCACGCCCUAUCAGAGACAGGCCCCGCCCUCCACCUCAGCUCUCUGACCAAUGACAACACAGGGAAUUACACCUGCUCUCUGGACUCCAGUGGACAGAAAACCUCUGCGCCUUGGAGUCUGGCCGUGUUGGAAGAUGAAGGAAAAUACAAGUCUGACAGUGAUUGGCGCCUGACGGUGUCGGUGGUGUUGAAGGUGCUGUGGGCUGUGUUCCUUCUCCUCCUGGCUGGGCUGGUCUUCACUAAAAGGUCAGCCCCUGGACCGGAACAUGAGAUCGUCUACAGCGAGGUCGUUCACUGAACCAAACUCAAGCAGCGACUCCUCUUCCUCCUCCAGUGAUGACGAGAUAAGGGAACACUGACGUCAUCAUGUCUGUUGUCUGUCACAGACUUAUUGGUUGAGUCGUGUUCUUUUCAGUUUCUAUUUCUGAUUGUAACAUUUCUGAUGAUUUCAGUGUUUAUGCAAUCAUAUCUUUACAGUCUAUGGGUCAUGUAGGUUUACAAUAAGAUCGGUCAUGUUCUUAUCAUCGAUGGUUCCUGUGUUAAAGUGAAGCCAUUUUAAAUGCUGAUAAAGUUAAUGGGGGGCAGAUAAUCCCCCUCACCACUGUGGAGCUAAUAUAAGAAGGGGGAAGUAGAAUUCACUGAAACUCAGCAGGAACUUUGUCUGCUGCCAUGUGUGUCGUUGUCCUCUCUGCUCUGAAUACUAUUAUUAAGAUAGCAGAAGUCACAUAGAAUUGAAUUAAAGUCUUUUUGUUUAGCGUCUGUGUAAAAAUACAGGUAUUAUAGGUGUGCAUCACCCAAUUUAGGCAUAGAAGAAGCUUUUUGGGAAAUGUAUUAGACCUUUCAAGAAGGCUAUUAAACUAUAAAAGUUUAAUUAUUACCUUAUUCUGAGCAUACAGUGUAUUUUCAUUUGGAUACAGCUGUUAAUUAGCCUAAUGAUUUCUCAAUGCAAAUCGGUAUAGUGAAGGGUAUUUGAUGAUGUGGGACUAUUUUCAUUCCAAAGGCUAAGGGAACUUAAUCAGGAUAAAUAUCCUGGAUCCAUGAAAUAAUUGGCUUUUAAAAAAUAAAAUCUUCCUGCCCCUAUGAGAAUUUACGAUAGGGGUGUCUAUACUUAUGCACCAUCUAUUUUAAGGGCAAACAUUUAUUUAUUUACAAUACAUUAUUCAUUCAAAAAGAAAAUUGGUGUCCUUUUUUUGGGGGAUUUUUCAUCAAUGGUUUAAUUAAGGCAUUAAGAUCAAUUUCCAAAAGAUGAUUUUUUAUUCCUCUCUUUAGUCAACUUUAGCAUAGGUGCCUAAAGUUAUGCCUACCACUGUAUGUGUGUAGAUAUAUAAUACACACGCUUAUACAUAUUGUUUUUACUAUUCACUUAUUUACUGCAAUUCAUGAUAUAAAUCAAUAAACUCAGAACAUGUCAGCAGCUUGUCCGCUCUUUCCUCCGUGUUGUCCUAAAGUCUCCACCACGGUUUCCUGAGCUGCAUGAGGAGGCUCCAAUCGCUCAGAGAAAGGAGUACAGAUGUACUCCUCCCCACCGACGCAGGGAGGAGAACCAAACGGUUGGCUCAAACCGGCAGGAGCAAUCUGACUAAUCAAAGAUUACAAUGACAAAAAAACAUGUGAGGGGAUCUUAAUCAAACACAAACAAAGAACACACCAUUGGGAAGCUUAAUGUUUGAUUUAUUAAAAAUAACUAAAGGGAAGUCACUCUGCAGGACAUUUUGAGGCAGACC
Messenger RNA from Gadus chalcogrammus (walleye pollock), 2383 nucleotides. Its product is annotated as muscle M-line assembly protein unc-89-like. NCBI's taxonomy places the organism in Eukaryota, Metazoa, Chordata, Actinopteri, Gadiformes, Gadidae. The transcript has 5 exons. The record is from RefSeq and is a predicted model, not a curated record. The coding region runs from base 112 to 957 and encodes 281 amino acids.